This is a messenger RNA of Pyricularia oryzae 70-15, 156 nucleotides long. RefSeq lists its product as uncharacterized. The transcript has 2 exons. NCBI's taxonomy places the organism in Eukaryota, Fungi, Ascomycota, Sordariomycetes, Magnaporthales, Pyriculariaceae. The record is from RefSeq and is a predicted model, not a curated record. Bases 1 to 156 code for a protein of 51 amino acids.
AUGCAGCCGACUAAAGUAACGCAAAAAGCUCUUGCUGCGGGCCCGACCGCGACCAUCCGUAACAUCACAAAAUCGAGCCGUCAGUACGACAGUCGAAAUGGGUACCUUUUGCAGAUGGUGUCGGCUCACGCCGGCCUCCCGUCACUUCUUAAUUAG